Vicia villosa (hairy vetch) is the source of this 1230-nucleotide messenger RNA. RefSeq lists its product as uncharacterized. The record is from RefSeq and is a predicted model, not a curated record. The transcript has 11 exons. The coding region runs from base 1 to 1230 and encodes 409 amino acids. Lineage: Eukaryota; Viridiplantae; Streptophyta; Magnoliopsida; Fabales; Fabaceae.
AUGUGUCGCCCAAUUGAGCCAUUGAAAGAGAGCAAUGAUUCAAAAGAUUUGUGGAAGAUCGCUGUUAGAUGCAAACAUCUAUGGACUGUCACAAGUUCUUCAAACAAAGAACACAUGGAGAUGGUUUUGGUUGAUUCUAAGCGUGAUAUGAUUCAGGCUGUUAUCCCUGCUUAUUUGCUUUCGAAAUUCAAAUCUGAAAUUGAAACGGGAAACUCUUAUAUCAUGCAAAAUUUUAAAGUUGGAAAGAAUGAUUUUGCUUUUAAGUCGACAAAUCAUACAUACAAAUUGGUUUUUUGUGGCUCAACUUCUGUUAAGAAAGCAGAAUUUCCUGACAUCCCUCAUAACUACCUUAACAUUAUUGGUUUGAAUUCCAUAGUUGAAGGAAGGUUUCAAUCAAAUGUUUUGGUUGAUUUGAUUGGAGGAAUCACUGAUAUCACUCAAACCCAAGUUAACGGUGACAACAGCAAUAACAAAAUAGUUUUUUCAAUUGCCUCUGAUAUUGUCAUUGUGCUAAUCAAUGCAAGGGUUAAAGAGGCUCAAGUUGUAACUGUUUCUUCAAUUUCUUGUGAUUCAGGAGGAUUUCCAGUUAGUGUUUCCAACACAUGGAAUGGAACGAAACUACUUGGUGUUGAUUUGCCUUUGUUAUCAUCUUCAAGUGUACAAGUUAAGGCAACGCAAAACUCAUUUUAUUCUGACUAUGACAAAUUUGCUUGGAAGGCUGAAAUAAUGAGUUUCCCUGAAAUAACAAAUCCGCAACAUGAAACAACCGGUGUUACCGUUGCUACCCUCGAUAAGUAUAAGCUUGAUAUAACAGCUGUUGACGGCAGUUCGAAGGCAAAGUUCGUAUUUUGGGACACAGACUGCGUGAAGUUAAUUGGGAAGUCUGCUCUUCAAAUGAAGAUGGAUUUAACACAGUUUGUUGAUUACGAUCCACUUGAGUUCCCUUACGAACUUGACUCCAUAUUGAAAAAAGAAUUGGCAAUUAGAGUUGUUUAUCAGCCUAAAAAUGGGCGACUUUCUACCUCAAAACUUCGAGCACCAGAACCUCUGUCCUGGGAUGACAUGAAUAACAUUUCUGAACCUGUAUCUGCAUCUGCAGAAAAUGACCUGACCAUUGAAAAUUCAGGACUCACUCCAUGUAAGAGACUUAUAAAUGAUGCAGUAGAAGAUAAUGAUAGUGUACAACAAUCAUUAACCAAGAUGGCCAAAGAUAUUAAACAGGAGAAAUAG